GAAGAGAUGUUGCUGCUGCGGUCGCUGCGCUUCUGCCUGGUGGCGCGGGCCGGAAGGCGCCCGGCGGGGCCCCUUCUGCUUCAGCCGCCCCAGCCCUGGCACACGUUUCACGCUGGGCCCUGGCUGGCUGCCUCGUCUUCCAGCAAGGAGCUGCUCAUGAAGCUCCGGCGGAAAACGGGCUACUCCUUUGUGAACUGCAAGAAAGCGCUGGAGACUUGUGGCGGGGAUCUCAAAGAGGCAGAGAUUUGGCUCCACAAGCAGGCCCAGAAGGAGGGCUGGAGCAAAGCUGCUAAACUCCGUGGGAGGAAGACUAAAGAAGGCUUGAUUGGGUUGCUUCAGGAAGGAAACACAACAGUAUUAGUAGAGGUAAACUGUGAGACAGAUUUUGUUUCCAGAAAUUCAAAAUUCCAACAGUUGGUCCAGCAAGUGGCCAUUGGAACCUUACUGCAUUGUCAGAGCUUAAAGGAUCAACUCUUCACAUACAGUAAAGGCUUUCUGAAUUCCUCUGAGCUCUCUGAACUUCGAGCAGGACCUGACAGAGAAGGUUCUCUCAAGGAUCAGUUGACCCUAGCAAUUGGGAGCCUGGGAGAAAACAUGACCCUUAAACGAGCCGCAUGGGUGAAGGUGCCAUCUGGGUUCUACGUUGGUUCUUAUGUCCAUGGAGCAACACAUAGCCCCUUGCUCCACAACCUGGUGCUGGGGAAGUAUGGCGCCCUGGUUGUCUGUGAGACGUCUGAGCAGAAAGCAAACCUUGAAGACCUUGGUCGCCGCCUUGGGCAGCAUGUGGUGGGCAUGGCCCCUCUCUCUGUCGGUUCCCUGGACGAUGAGCCUGGGGGAGAGGCGGAAACCAAGAUGCUCUCCCAGCCAUAUUUGCUGGAUCCUUCUAUCACAUUGGGACAGUAUGUGCAGCCCCAGGGGGUGUCUGUAGUAGACUUUGUGCGGUUUGAAUGUGGUGAAGACGAGGCAACAGAGGUUGAAUAGGUCCCGGAGAUUUUUGGCCAAGAGGAAAUGUUCAUUUUUGUCUCUGGACAUCAUUGCAAAAAGGUUAUUUCCUAAGCCUCUUCAAAUCUAGAAU
Messenger RNA from Orycteropus afer afer, 1075 nucleotides. NCBI's taxonomy places the organism in Eukaryota, Metazoa, Chordata, Mammalia, Tubulidentata, Orycteropodidae. The record is from RefSeq and is a predicted model, not a curated record.